AUGGAGUCUAGAGUACGUGACAUCCAUGAUAUACUUCUACGUGUGGGAGUGAAUGAUACACGCAUUCUAGGGAUCUAUGGAACUGGAGGAAUUGGUAAGACAAAUCUGUCUAAAGAAAUCUACAACACAUUUACUGACCAGUUUGAAAAUUGUUGCUUUCUUGCAAACGUGAGAGAAACUUCAAAGAGUGAGUAUGGUUUAAUUCAAUUGCAAUUUACACUUCUUUGCGAGAUCCUCGGUGACUGGAGUUUGAAGGUUAGAAAUGAAGAUGAAGGAAUGGGUCUCAUAAAAAAAAUGCUUUGGAGUAAAAGGGUUCUUUUAGUUCUUGACGACUUGGAUCAAUCAGUCAAAGUUGAAACCCUACUUGGAGGAUGUGAUUGGUUUGGUUUAGGAAGUUUAAUCAUUAUAACAACUAGGGAUGAAAAUUUAUUAACUAGUAAUAAUGUUCAUUUACGAUAUAAGGUGGAGGAAUUGGAUCGUGACGAAGCUCUUCAACUUUUUUGUUGGAAUGCCUUCAAAAAUAAAAAUCCUAGCCAUGAUUUUGUAGAAAUCACAAAAAAUGUACUCCAUUACGUUGGGGGCCUUCCGUUGGCCUUAACGGUGCUAGGCUCGGAUCUAUAUAGUAGGGACAUUCAUUAUUGGAUAAGUGCUUUAGAAAAGUACAAAAAAAUUCCUCCCAAAGAUAUUCUUAAAAAGCUUAGAAUAAGUUAUGAUGGCUUGGAUGAAAGUGAGAAGAGUAUUUUCUUGGAUAUUGCAUGUUUCUUUACAGGUGAGGAAGAAGAAUAUGUUACUAAAGUACUUGAUGGUUGUGGUUUCUUUCCUAAUUGUGGUAUGAAAGUUCUUGUGGAUAAGUCUCUCAUUACCAUUAGUGAGUGGGGCAGAUUAAUCAUGCAUGACUUACUCAAAGAUAUGGGUAGAGAAAUUGUUCGUCAAGAAUCACCCGAAGAACCUGAGAAACGUAGUAGGUUGUGGUUUCAUGAAGACGUUCGUCAUGUACUUGAAGAAACUAAGGGAACAAACAAGAUUCAAGGCAUAUUGAUAGAGUUUCCAAAACAAGACUGGAUAGAUUUGAAUCCUGAGACUUUCUCGGCGAUGAAAAGGCUCAGGAUAUUUAUAAAUCGCAAUGCACGUUUUUCAAGAGAGCCUAAUUAUCUCUCCAACGAAUUAAGAAUACUUGAUUGGCGUAGUUAUCCUGGUUAUUCUUUCCCGCAAAACUUUAAUGGAGAGAAACUCGUCGUUUUAAAAAUGUAUGAAAGCUUGUUCAAAGAAUUGGGAGACGGAUUGAAGAGUUUCCAGAAUUUGAAAAUUAUGAGAUUCUCUAAAUGUAAAUUCCUAACAAAGAUUCCUGAUAUGUCAGGACUCCAUACUCUAGAGGAUUUGAACAUUGAGUAUUGCAAUAACUUAGUUGAGGUACAUCAAUCUAUUGGCUUCCUUGAUAAACUCGUCAACUUGUCAAUUGUCAAUUGCCAUAGCCUUACUAGAUUUCCAAAAUCACUCAAGUUGAGAUCUCUAAAACACCUUCGUCUUUCUUGUUGCGGAAGGCUGGAGAAGUUUCCUGAAAUUGACAGUGAAAUGAAACGUUUGACAUUUGUUUCACUAGAGGACAUGACUGCUAUAGAAGAAUUGCCUUCAUCUAUUGGGAAUCUUACUAGCCUUGAGUAUUUAGUUAUAAACGGAUGCUACAAAUUAAGCUGGCAUCUCCUUAACAGCAUUUCUCAGUUGCAACAUCUAUGUGGGCUUAGUUUCAGUUGCUGGUCACAUGAAACGCAAAGUCCCUUUAUACCCUCCUCAAUAUAUAUAGCGUUUCCGGACCUGGAAUCUUUGUCUCUUUCCACACGGACACUAUCAAAAAUAGAUCAUUUUAGUCUGUCAAUUGGUCGCUAUUCCACAUUGAAAACUUUAAAUAUAUGUGAAAGCAAUAAUGUUAUCCUUCCUAAGUGGCUCAAAAGAUUUGUUGGAUUACGGGAGCUUGAGUUGUCAUAUUGCGAACAACUUAAGGAAAUCUCAGAACUUCCUCCAAAUAUAGAAAUCCUAGACGCUCGUGGAUGCAGGUCAUUGGAGAUUUUUCCUGAGGUAUCAAAGAAGUUUGAAUUCAAUACAAGCAGCUUACGUAACCUACGUUUGGUUAACUUGAGUGGAUGCCAUAACAUGGUUGUAAAUCCAAUACGGUUUGAGGAAAAUCUAGAGGACCAGGAUGCAGAUUGUAGCCUUACAUUUUCGGGAAAUAAGAUUCCAGAUUGGGACUACCAUUGCAAGCUAGAGAUUCCAAAUAGUUAUGUAUGUGAUGGGAUAAAUGUUAAUUUGGUGUAUUCAGAUGAGAUUAAAGGAUUCAUCGCAUGUGCUGCUGUUCAGUCCGAUCCCUCCCAAGGGUUUUCCAUCACUAAUCCUAUGCAUGUCAAGAUAUACUAUAAUGGUGUAUAUCAGUAUGACAAGUAUAUAACAUGUUUUACAUGGGACUCUGAUGAUUUAUUGUUGUAUUACCACAAACUAGAUCAUGUAGAGCAUUUCAAAUCAGUGGGAGGAAUUCUGCAACUUAAGUUUCAAAUCAGAGGUAGAGUUCUAAUUAGAAGUUUUGGAAUUCGUGUGGUACGCAAGCAGAAGGAGACCAAUACAUUGCAAGAUGUUACAAGUUGGAGUCCCUGUGUUAACAUCCAGCCUUCUUCAGAAACAAGAAUUAUUGAAUUAUAUCCAGAAAGCAACGAGGAGAAUCCAAAUGUAGUUUUGGAACUUGGGGCUCCGUUUAGUAGAGAAGCAUGA
Juglans regia (Persian walnut) is the source of this 2757-nucleotide messenger RNA. Its product is annotated as TMV resistance protein N-like. Gene Ontology annotation, biological process: defense response. Lineage: Eukaryota; Viridiplantae; Streptophyta; Magnoliopsida; Fagales; Juglandaceae. Bases 1 to 2757 code for a protein of 918 amino acids. The transcript has 4 exons. The record is from RefSeq and is a predicted model, not a curated record. Gene Ontology annotation, molecular function: ADP binding.